This is a messenger RNA of Mesorhabditis spiculigera, 3717 nucleotides long. Lineage: Eukaryota; Metazoa; Nematoda; Chromadorea; Rhabditida; Rhabditidae. The record is from the annotation of a GenBank genome assembly.
AUGGCUGAAGAGGCCACGGAUGAAUCGCCGAAGAUCAACGGUGAUGCCGAGGGUGCGGCGAAACCAACCGAGGCGUCAAAAGACAUCGCUACGGAUUCUACUCUCUCCUCAUCCGAUUCUAACAUGAAUGAUAAUGUUGCGGUGAAAGUGGUUUCGGUCAACAACGAUACAUUUGAUCUACAGCUGAAAUCCGGCGAACUGUUUAAUGAGAUCGUUCAAGUGCUUCUGGAAAGAGACAGUACCUGUCAUCGUACUUGCUUCGGGAUGUACCUAGAAGAUGAAAAUGGUGGCUCGAAGCGGGUGGAUGCCUUCUCCGAGCUUGGUAGUGUUGCGCCGGGUGUUACAAGCAUGAAGGUCUCUAUUGUGCCCGAGAAUUACUCCGUGCGUGAAGUCAAAAUCCACCUCAACCACAUCAGGGACAUUCUUCGAUGCGGUAGUGGCCGGUUCAAUUAUGACGCUUACCACUCGCAAGAAGGCCAGUCGCCAUCGUAUGUGCAGACGCUUCAGCUCUUCUCAGAGCGCGCUAAGGACGUGAUCAAUCGCCCUCCGGAUUUUCUUCUGCCAGGCCCGAAGGAGCCUCCUCUCGAUUCGCUUUUCCCUUACAUGGGACUGAUGGGCAAGACUCUUUCGGCGGUGUCGAAUAUUGCGCUUUCACCAUAUAACCCGCCAAUCGGUUCCAGGAAAUUGAAGGGAGACGUCCUCUACCUCGACAUUGAUACGGUGGAAAAGCGUCGCCUUUAUGUUACCGCGUGUCUGGAGGGCUUCUACAUUAAUGCGAGCACUGAGGAUUUGUUCAAGCCGAUUCAUGCUCCCGGCCCGAAGGAGACCACUCAUCGAACACUGGUCGAACUUCUCAACCAGGCCUCCCCUGGUUUCCGCAAGGCGUAUGCCAAUAUUCUCAAGCAACGUUCCGACAAAAAUCUUCUCGAACGUCUCCCUGCCCCCUAUCCGGUGACCGCCUGGUGCGUCCCGCAUCCGCUGACGCCGAUUCCCGACAGUAUCUGUGCCGAAGAGGCUUCUCAGCCGCAGCGGCUGGGAUUUGAAGACUCUCUGCCUGGUCAGCUGAGGAACUGGAAUGAAGAGCUCCAAGCCACCGUUGAAAUGCCGCAAGAUACUGCAGCGGCCCGAUUGAUGCGGGAUCGCUCUGUUUACAAGAUCCAUGCUGACUUUGUGUAUGCUUGUGUUCGGGGCGCCGUGAACAUCCUUGAUGGAAACGUUUUGCCACUGAACCCGGGAGAGGAAGACCGAUCUCAUAUGUACAUCUGGAAUGAUAUCUUCUAUUCACUCGGCUUUGACGUCAAGGAUCACUACAAAGAUUUCGGCGGCGAUGCUGCAGCGCAUGUUGCCAGUGCUGCUGAUUUGGCCAACGUGCGACUCUACGCUAACAUUAACGUUCCUAAACUACAUACCCUCGGCAUGGCCGUUGUUGACUACAGAGGAACCAGGAUCGCGGCUCAGAGUGUCAUCCCAGGAAUUCUCGAUCGUGAUCAGGACCAAUCUGUGAUCUAUGGUUCAUCCGACUUCGGAAAGACGAUUUUGGGCAACGCUGAAUACGACGAGCUUCUGAAGCCGAUUGCCGAGGCCCUUCAUCUUCAGCCCCACAAGCUUGUUACAAAGGAUGCGGAAGGAAAAGAGAAAAUUAUCGAAUUCUACUCAUCUUUUGAGAACAAGGGCAUUAUCGGAAAUGAUGGUCGCAAAUACCUCCUGGAUCUGCUUCGCACCUUGCCCCCGGAUGCUAAUUAUCUGGAAGGGGCUGAGCUGUCGGAAUCGGUGAAGAAAUUGGGUUACCCACGCACUUUUUGCCACAAGAUCACCAACCUCCGUCCUGAGAUUUUGGAGCAUUACAUCGAGGACGCGCAGCUGCUUUUCUACCGAAAGACCGCAGCCCAUUACUAUAAGAAGCGCGACGCCAUGAAGAUGGCUGUGACUUCGGCGGAAUUGCAACAAGCGCUAGACAAAUUCGCUGAGGAUGAGAAGAAAAUCGGAGACUGGCAUCUUAUUCCACGUACCGUUGGUGCAGUGCGGCUUGUGAAACUCGCUGAACGUGAUGAUCCGAAGGUGGUGAUGGAAUGCAUCACAAUGGCUGCGAAGGAGCUGAGGUCACUUGAUCCGACGAAGCUGGAGCUCAGAUUCAACCCAGACUGCUUCGCACCUGUUAUUCAGCACGCGGACCAAGACGAGCUGAAGAAACAACAACAGCUUGUUAUUGACGUUGCCGCAUUCCUCGUUGAGCAGAAGAUUCCGACCUUUGUUCGCUCUUUCACCGACAUAUACUCCGCUUGCAUUGAUGGUCAAGAGUUGGUUGAGAGGAUGCAUAACGCUGGCAUCAAUGUUCGCUACUUGGGUUACAUGCUGUCGUUGGUAACGGACUUCACCUAUGUCGUGCCAAUCAUGGGCUCUGAAUUGCUUUGCCGUUCUGUGAAGCACGUGAUGCGAAAGUUCCUCCAGGAGCUGCCGAAGAUGGAGUUCUCUGCCGGCAUCGCUUUGUUCCUCAAUUGCCUCUUUGGUACACAGGCGGCCGAGGAGAAAGUGAGCAAGAAGAAAAAGGCUGCGCAAGUCCGCCGUCCUUCUUGGUCGGAGCUUACCACGAAGGCUCUUUGGGCUUCAAUAGUUGCCGAUAUGGAAAUUUAUUAUGGUUUCGUGAUGGAUCGCGAUUGUGAUUCGGUCGAGGCUUGGCUGGCCAAAUAUCGUAUCCAGAAGGUGGCUGUUCUUCGUCGUGUUUGCCGCACGAUGGGUAUUCAAAUCUGCGCCAAGGACUAUAAACUGGAUAAGAAGCCGACGCCCUUCAAUGAAGAGGAUAUCCUUGGACUGUUCCCGGUGUUCCGCCAUAAGAAUCCGCUAGCCCAGGAAGGCUCAAAUCUCUUGUACCGCGCCAAGGCCGAGAUGCAGAAGUCCAACCUUUCACUGGCCCUAUUCGCAGCUCAGGAGGCUGUAUCCGUCAUGAACAGCGUCUACGGCAGCAUUCAUCCCCAGCUGGUGCAGGCCCUAAGGGUUUUGGCUGUGCUCACUUACUAUCACGGCGACUUCCCGGAGGCUUUCCAACAGCAGUAUAAGGCUCUCCUCAUCAACGAGCGCUGCAAUGGCGUCGAUAGUGCCGAGAACAUUGCGGAAUAUGUCCAACUUUCGAUUUUCGCAUUUGCGCUUUUCAAUGUUCCGGCUGCUGGCAAGCUGAUCUAUCGGGCUCGCUACUUGUUGUUGAUCGCCUAUGGUGACACUCAUCCCAUGAUGUUCCAGAUCAAUGCUACGAUCGCUUGCUACUUAUACGCUAGCCAAGAAUACGAUUUGGCAGCCCGCUAUCUUCAGUCUGCAUUGGAUAAUCCGUAUGUGCCUUGCAAGUCUCAGAAGACGGCACUCGUGAAUCAUAUGUUCGCCCGCACCCAGGUUCAGUUUGGAAAUUUCCGUGAAGCGCUGAAAUACGAGAAGAAGGCAUACCAGUUCUAUGCCGACGUUUUCGGUGAAGAGAGCAAGCAUGCAGUUGAAUGCACCGAGUACCUCAAGGUGCUUGCCACGCAGGCCGUCCGUCUUCAGAAGCAGAUGAAUGAUGUGGCUAAUGGUCUCGACGUGCCCAAGAUCCGCCCACUGCAGCCUCCAGAGACUAUGGAGGGCAACUACCGCAGUAUCCUUGAUACUGUGAGCUCGAUCAACGGCAUCGCCUCCGUCCCGCUCACCUUCAUGGAGGGCCUCCCGCCAGCUGCGUACAAGGACGAAGCCUUAGAC